Messenger RNA from Mus pahari (shrew mouse), 9368 nucleotides. RefSeq names its product myosin XVB (gene Myo15b). Gene Ontology annotation, molecular function: ATP binding; cytoskeletal motor activity; protein binding. The record is from RefSeq and is a predicted model, not a curated record. NCBI's taxonomy places the organism in Eukaryota, Metazoa, Chordata, Mammalia, Rodentia, Muridae. The transcript is spliced from 64 exons. Gene Ontology annotation, cellular component: myosin complex; cytoskeleton.
AUGGGCGGAAGUAAGGGCAAAGCGCCCCAGCGCCGGGCUCGACCUGGGAGACCAGCCUCAGCCGAGCGGGAGUCUGGGUCCGCCAGCGCCGACUGCGCCCCUAGCCGGGACCGCAGGCCUGCCCGCAGCAAAGCCCGCAAGAACAAGCCCGCUACGGAGCAUGAGGCCACCGGAGGCAAGGGGACCGCUGGAGGCCAGAGGAAGUUCACUGGAGUGGAGAACCACCGCUGCAGAAGUGCAGAAACGGAAACAUCACAGGAGACCCAGGAGAGGCGGGGCAGCAGCUCGCAGCGUCUGGGACACGGACCCACGGAGAGUCGUGAGUCCGGGGACAGUUGUGGGGAGCACACGGAGGAACAGAGAAUCCCCGGGGAAGAAGAGCGGACAGGCAAGCGCGGCCGCCGCAGGAGAGGAAAAGAUCGGGGACCUUCGACUCCGCGAGGUCAUGGAGAGACUCCUGGCAGGGAUGGGGACACGUCGGGCGGGGAUGGAGGUAGCUCGUGUCUGGACAGUGAAGCCCGCGAGGCCCAGGACAGCAGCAGCCAGGGCGGGGGAGCCCCGGAGCGGCCACCCAAAAUGGAGCCUUCGGAUACCAGCUCAGAAGACGCUCCAAUCAGAGGACCCAGUUCAACUCUGGUGCAGGGCAAAUGCCCUGGCAACAACCAUCCAGGUAGCGAAGGACACGUCUUAGAGCUCCAGAGCAAGGAAGGGUCGUCGGGGACAGGGCCUCAGAGAGCAAGUGACGAUUCCCGGACAGAUACAGACUCGAGCCUCGGGUGGGCUGGGCACAGACAUCUCCCACAGAAGAUCCCAGGAACCUCAAGUGGCAUCCCUGAGUCCCGGGAGAUAGAUCUGGGCAGGGAAGCAGCAGCCUCCAGCGUCCCUAGAGUCUCUCAGUGUCCCCAGGACUCUAGCGCGAUCGUAGACACCGGUGAUGUCGGGGCGCAGCCAGAGGCUGAGCUGCUGGGCACCGAGCCUGACACAGCGGGGGCUCCCGGGACUCAGCGCCUCCAGGUCGGAGAGGUGAGGAGAAAGGCGCAAGUGGUUGCGGGAGAGAGCGACGAGGGAGCCAGAGAGCGAUCGAGUGCAAGGGACCCAGGACCCCGGGACCGGACGCCACUGGCCGCGCUCGUGGUGCUGCGCAGGCUGCGCCCGAGGCCCCCAGCCGGCGCGUCCCCCCAGUUCGCCGGUGGCAUCCGCGUGGGUCUCAAGGCGCGACUGCAGCGCGUGGCGCGAGCCCUGGACUUCCUGCGAUGGCUGCGACUGCGGGUAGAGCGACGUCGGACGGAGGCGCGGGCCACGAGCCCGCGGGAGUGCGAGGAGCGCGGCCGCGAGAGGGCGCUCGAGGCGCGAGGCAGGGCGCCCGGGGCCCGGCGCUGGUUGGCCUUACGCCUGGCCUGUCGCCUGGUGGGGCUUCGGGGAACGCCGCGAGCUCUCCCUGGCGGUGGUCCGAGGCCUCCGCAGGCUCUGAGUAGCUCCGUCUGUAAUGAUGCAUCAGCCAUCGAGGAUCCAGCUCCAGAUCCCAAAUUCGCAGUGGUCUUUCCCCGGAUCCAUAAUGCGGGGAAGGAGUCGGGCAGCAGCAGUUCAGGAGCAUCCGCGGACGUCCUCACUGCUGGAGCUGCAGAGGAUAGGGAGGAGCAAGAAGCUGAUGGAGAAGGGAUGAUCAGGUCCUAUCAGGUUCCCUCCUUUUCCCCGUCUGCCCCCAAUGGGACCCCACUGGAUGAGGACCGGAGCGAAGCAGAGCCAGAGACCUUGGAAGCUAAGACUGGGGUGCACUGGGCACAGGACUCUAAUCCCAGCGAAGACCCUGAGCUUGGCGCUGAUACUCUGCUGCCUCAGCUCACCCUGGAGACUCGCCUGCGGCAGAAUAGCCCCUGCAGGUCACAAAGGGAGCGGUGGGAGCCUGAGGAUGACACUGAGGCAGCGCUGGAAAGGGACCUGGAGUUGAGCCUCCAGAGGAACCUAGAGAUGCCACCCUUUCUGGGUGCUAAGACCGGGAGUCUCCCAGAGGGUUUGGAAGAUAUUGAGGACCUCGCCAGGCUGCGGCUGGUGUGUGACAGCUCUGUGCUGCUGUGCCUCAAGAAGAGGUUCCACCUGGGCCGUAUCUAUACUUUCGGGGGGCCCCUCCUACUUGCUCUGAAUCCCCACCAGUUCCUGCCUCUUUUCUCAUCAGAAGUCCUGACCAGCUACCAUCCCAGGAAGGCCCGGAACACCACACCACACAUCUUUGCCAUCGGGGCAGCAGCCUAUAGCCUGUCUCAGAGCACUGGACAGGAUUCCUGCAUCCUCCUGGGUCCCUUGUGCCUCCCCCAUCCUCAUCCCCUCCCACCCUGCAGGGGACACAGUGGCUCAGGGAAGACCGAGGGGGCCAAGAAGAUUUUGGAGUUUCUAAGCAGCCUAGGGCAGGAGCUGAUGGAGGCCAACCGGGCUCAGCUGGAGGACAUUCUGCCCGUACUCGGCAGCUUUGGCCAUGCCAAGACCAUCCUCAAUGCCAACGCCAGCCGCUUCGGCCAGGAGAUCCGCCUCUGCCUGCAGCAGGGGCUUAUUGUAGGAGCCUCAGUGUCCCACUAUCUGCUUGAGACCUCCAGAGUAGUAUUUCAGGGUGGGGCCUGCAGGCUGCAGGGCAAGGAGGAUGCGCAGGACUUCAAGGAGCUGGUGAAGGCCCUGAGGAGGCUGGGGUUGUGCACAGAGGAGCUGACUGCAGUCUGGGCUGUGCUGGCCACCAUCCUGCAUCUGGGCAACAUCUGCUUCUCUUCUUCAGAGCGGGAGUCCCAAGAGGUGGCUGCUGUGUCCAGUUGGGCUGAAAUCCACCUGGCAGCCCGACUGCUACAGGUGCCACCAGAGCGCCUGGAGGGAGCAGUCACCAAGAGGGUCAUGGACACACCCUAUGGCCCGGUCUCCAGACCUCUGCCAGUGGAAGGGGCCACUGAUGCCAGGGAUGCCCUGGCCAAGACCCUGUACGCGAGGCUCUUCACCUGGCUUCUGAAGCACAUGAAUGCGCGGCUGUCCCCACCAAAGGAGGCGGACGGUUUGGCCACCAUUGCAGUUGUAGAUGCCUUUGGCUUUGAGGCUCUGCGGGUGAAUGGCUUAGAGCAGCUAUGCAGUAAUCUGGCCAGCGAGCGCCUGCAGCUCUUCUCCAGUCAGAGGCUGCUGGCCCAGGAGGAGGAGGCGUGCCAGCAGGAACUGCUGAAGUGGGUGCCCAUUCCUCAGCGUCCAAUGCAGUCCUGCCUGGAUCUCCUGGUGGGCCAGCCCCAUAGUCUUCUAAGCAUCCUGGAUACCCAGACCUGGCUACCCCAGGCCACGGACCACACCUUCCUCCAGAAGUGCCACUAUCACCAUGGUGACAACCCCAGCUACGUCAAGCCUCUGUUGCCCCUGCCAAUCUUCAUGGUGCGGCACUACGCUGGGACCGUCACCUACCAGGUGCACAAGUUCAUAAACAGAAACAGGGGCCACCUGGACCCCGCCAUGCUGGAGAUGCUCAGGCAGAGCCAGCUGCAGCUCAUGGGCAGCCUGUUCCAGGAAGCAGAGCCCCAGGCUGGGACUGAGCAAAGCAAACCCACAUUGGCCUCUCGAUUCCAGCAGUCCCUGGGUGACUUGCUAGCUCGGCUAGGCAGGGGCCAUGUCUAUGUUAUCCACUGUCUCAAUCCCACCCCUGGAAAGCUCCCAGGCCUCUUGGAUGUGGGGCAUGUGGCAGAACAGCUGCAUCAGGCUGGCAUCCUGGAGAUCAUAGGCACCCGGAGUACCCACUUCCCCGUGCGAGUGCCCUUCCAAGUCUUUCUGGUCCUCCUGCAGGAGCAGGGCUGGCAGCAGCUAGAACAGCUGUGGGCUCAGCGGCGCUCACAGGCCCUGCUCACUCUGCACCGUGGCCUUCGAGCUUGUAUCACUCGACAGCGCCUCCGUCUCCUGCCCAGGAUGCAGGCUCGUGUUCGUGGGCUCCAGGCCAGGAAGCGAUAUCUCCGGCGGAGGUCAGCUCUGGGACAGCUGAACACCAUCCUCCUAGUGGCCCAGCCCCUGCUCUGGAGACGACAGAAACUACGGGUAAGAGGGCUUUGGAAGUGUUCAUGGAUCGUGGGGAAGCUCAUGAUAGGAGCCAGGCCCCCAGGCCCUCUUCUACUCUCCCUCUUGCCUGAUGACUCCUAUCAGACAGGCAGUGACAUCCACAGCCUGGUGACGCGUGCCCGUGGCCCGCACAGCGGGGAGCCCUGGGGGAAAGUGUCAAAUAUGGACCUGGGCCGCUUGGAGAUCCCUGCCCAGCUGGCUGCUCUGCUGGAGAGGGCAGAAGACCACCAGGCCUUGCUGACGGGGAGCAUCACAGAGUCCCUGCCACCCGAGGUCCCUGCCCGGCCCAGCCUGACUCUCCCUCCAGACAUUGACCAGUUUCCCUUCUCCAGUUUCGUGUCCACCAGCUUCCAGAAGCCAUUUCUGCCUCGACCAGGGCAGCCACUGGACGAGCCCCUGACGCGGUUGGAUGGCGAGAACCCUCAGCAGGCUCUGGAGAUCAACAGGGUGAUGCUGCGGCUCCUGGGGGAAGGAUCCCUGCAAUCCUGGCAAGAGCAGACCAUGGGCACAUUCCUGGUGCAGCAGGCCCAGCGAUGGCCAGGGCUUCGAGAUGAGCUCUUCAGCCAGUUGGUGGCCCAGCUGUGGCGCAACCCAGACGAGCAGCAGAGUCAGCGUGGCUGGGCCCUAAUGGCGAUCCUGCUCAGCUCCUUCCCCCCCACACCUGCCCUGGAGAAGCCAUUGCUCAAAUUUGUAUCUGACCAGGCCCCCAGUGGCAUGGCAGCCCUGUGCCAGCACAAGCUCUUAGGUGCCCUGGAGCAGACCCCGCUGGCUCCCAUGGCCUCGAGGUCCCACCCACCCACACAACUUGAGUGGAAGGCUGGCUUACGUCGGGGCCGCAUGGCACUGGAUGUGUUCACAUUCAACGAGGAAAGCUACUCCGCGGAAGUGGAAUCCUGGACCACGGGAGAGCAGUUUGCAGGGUGGAUCCUACAGAGCAGAGGCCUGGAGGCGCCCCCUCGUGGCUGGUCUGUAUCACUGCAUUCUGGAGAUGCUUGGCGGGACUUGCCUGGCUGUGACUUUGUGUUGGACCUGAUAGGCCAGACUGAGGACUUGGGAGACCUAGCUGGUCCCCACAACUACCCCAUCGCAACUCUUGGUUUAGCUGAGAGCAUCCCACCAGCUCCUGGUGUCCAGGCUCCUUCCCUGCCCCCAGGACUCCCUCCAGGUCCAGCCCCAACACUGGCCAGCAGCCGCCCUCCGGGUGAGGCCAGUAGGCGGGGGAACCUGGAUGGUUUCCUGGAUCACCUCUUUGAACCAGCGCUCGCCCCGGGAUUCAGUGAUCUGGAACAAGGCUGGGCCCUGAGCAGACGCAUGAAGGGAGGGGGCUCUAUUGGGCCCACCCAGCAGGGCUACCCCAUAGUGUACCCAGGAAUGGUGCAGGCACCUACCUACCAGCCAGCUAUGAUACCCGCACCGAUGCCCGUCAUGCCAGCCAUGGGCACAGUCCCAACCAUGCCAGCCAUGAUGGUGCCACCCCAGCCACAGCCUCUGGUGCCCAGUUUGGACUCAAGGCAGCUGGCAGUACAGCAGCAAAACUUCAUCAACCAGCAGGCGAUGAUUCUGGCACAGCAGAUGACCACCCAGGCCAUGAGCCUGUCCCUGGAGCAACAGAAUCAGAGACGCCAGCACCAAGCUCAGGCCUCUGGGGCCACCUCCCAGCCUCCACCCUCAACCAUGGCUCCCAAGGCCAAGAAGCCUCCUGCCCCCCAAGAGAAGCCAGAGAGUGACCUAGAACCUUCCGGUGUUUGCUUGAGAGACACCCCAGAGGAAACUGAAAGCAGGCCUCAGCGCCCCAAGAGCUUCCAACAGAAACGGGACUAUUUCCAGAAGAUGGGGCAAGAGCCGAUCAAAGUGAAGACGGUGAAACCUCCGGCCAAGGUUCAGAUCCCCCAGGAGGAGACAGAGGAGACAGAGGAGGAGGAAACGGCCGGUGGCCUUCAAUGGGCUCCUCUCUCCCCAGUAGAGUUGUCCCCUCCUCCUCUCCCUCCCCCGGUUAUGAAGAAGCCGCAGAAGCCAAGUAGGCCCAAAGCUGUAAAGAAGGAUGAGAUGGAGCCCGCCCAGGAGGAAGUACCCACCCCGGGCGGGGAUCCCCCGGUGCACAGCUCCAAAUCCGCACCUCAGCCCCCCAAACCCAGCAGGGCACCCCCAGUGCAGAGCUCCAACUCCGCACCUCAGCGCCCGCAACCCAGCAGGGAAAUCCGCAACAUCAUCCGAAUGUACCAGAGUCGCCCAGGGCCUGUGCCUGUGCCGGUACAACCCACCAGGCCUAUUAAAACUUUUCAGAAGAAAAACGACCCUAAGGAUGAGGCUUUGGCUAAGUUAGGAAUAAAUGGCGUCCCCUUGCCCCUAUCGACAUCGCCUAACCAAGGGAAGAGCUCCCCACCGGCUGUGGUUCCUCGACCUAAGGCUCGACCUCGUCUUGAGCCCUCCCUAUCUAUCCAAGAAAAGCAGGGACCCCUUCGGGACUUGUUUGGCCCAUGUAGUCCAAACCCACCUACAGCUCCAGCACCCCCACCUCCACCAGCACUCCCUCCGCCUAUGUCUGGGGAGCCCAAGACCCCCUCAGUGGAGCCUCCUGCCUUGACAGAGCCCAUGGAGGACAAGAACAUCUCUACAAAGCUCCUUGUGCCUUCUGGAAGCGUGUGCUUCUCCUACGCCAACGCAUCCUGGAAGUUGUUCUUACGCAAGGAGGUGUUCUACCCCCGGGAGAACUUCAGUCAUCCAUACUGCCUCAAUCUCCUCUGCCAGCAGAUCCUGCGGGACACCUUCACAGAGUCCUGCACCCGGAUCUCACAGGAUGAGCGGCACAAAAUGAAAGGCCUUCUGGGAGACUUGGAGGUGGGCCUGGAGUCCCUUGACAUUGUUGAAGACAGCAUCAAAAAACGCAUCGUGGUCGCUGCUCGGGACAACUGGGCCAAUUACUUCUCCCGCAUCUUCCCAGUCUCGGGCGAGAGUGGCAGUGAUGUCCAGCUGCUAGGUGUGUCUCACCGGGGACUGAGGCUGCUCAAGGUGACCCAAAGCCCGAGCUUCCACCUGGACCAGCUGAAGACACUCUGCUCCUACAGCUACGCUGAGGUCCUGACGGUGCAGUGCAAGGGCAGAUCCACCCUGGAGCUGUCACUGAAGAAUGAGCAGCUGAUACUGCACACAGUCUGGGCGAGGGCCAUCAAGGCCAUGGUGGAACAGUUCCUGAGUGAGCUCAGGAAGGACUCUGGCUAUGUCAUUGCCCUGCGCAGCUACAUCACCGAUGACAACAGCCUCCUCAGUUUCCACCGUGGGGACCUCAUUAGGUUACUGCCAGUGGCUGCUCUGGAACCAGGCUGGCAGUUCGGUUCUGCGGGGGGCCGCUCCGGACUCUUUCCCGAUGACGUGGUGCAGCCAGCUGCUGCCCCCGACCUCUCCUUUUCCCUGGGAAAGAGAAACAGCUGGCAACGCAGGAGUAAGCCGGGGCCAGCUCAGGAGGUGAGGGAAGACUGAUACAGAAGAGGUGAACGCCCCACCCAUCCCAGGAAACAAGAACCCAGUGAAGACUCGGAAGCCACCUCCUUUACAACCUACAGCUCUUUGUCUGCGGACCCCCACAACUACACCAUGCAGGAAUUUGCCCUGCGCUAUUUCCGGAAGCCUCAUACCUGGCUGUCCCAGAUGAGUGGAGACACCAAAGAGAAGGCUACCAUCAACCUGAUCCAGUACACUAAGGACCCCAUCCAGGAAUCCCUCACCAGCUUCUGUGACGGGGACACAAACAGUGAAGCUGUGGCUGGCUUCAAGGCUCUGAUGCAGUUUAUGGGGGACCAGCCUAAGCCCCGGGGCAAGGAUGAGCUGACUCUGCUCUAUGGGCUGCUGAAGCUGUGCCAAAAUGACCUUAGGGACGAGAUGUACUGCCAGGUCAUCAAGCAAGUCACAGGACACCCCCAGCCAAAGCACUGUGCUCUGGGCUGGAGUGUCCUCACCCUCUUCACUGGUUUCUUUGCACCAUCGACCACGCUGAUGCCCUAUGUGACCAAGUUCCUACAGGAUUCCAGCCCCAGUGAAGAGUUGGCCAGGAUGAGCCAGGAGAACCUCCAGCGCACAGUUAAAUAUGGGGGACGCCAGCAGCUGCCGUUACCCGGUGAAAUGAAUGCUUUUCUGAAAGGGCAAGCAGCUCGUGUGCUUCUAAUUCACAUGCCUGGGGGUGUGGACUACAGGACGAAUUCACAGACAUUCACGGUGGCAGGGGAAGUGCUAGAGGAGCUGUGUGGACAGAUGGGCAUCACAGACUUGGAGGAAGUGCAGGAAUUUGCCCUCUUCCUCAUCAAAGGAGAAGGUGAGCUGGUCCGGCCGCUGUCGUCCCACGAGUACAUCAACAACGUGGUGACGGACCAGGACAUGAGCCUUCACAGCCGGCGGCUUGGUUGGGAGACUCCACUGCACUUUGAUCACUCAACCUACACUGAAACCCACUAUGGCCAGGUGCUACGGGACUACCUGCAAGGGAAGCUGAUAGUCAGCCCCCAGGCAGACGCUCUACUUGCCCAGCUUGCUGCCUUCCAACACUUGGACAAAACGGGCACUACUAGUCCUCCUUCAGAGCAAGAGCUGCUGUCUCAUAUUCCCAAGCCACUGCAACGGCAGGUGAACACAGCCAACAUAAAGAGCUUGGUGACCCAGGAGCUGAGGCAGAUGCAAGGGUACAGCAAGCAGAGAGCACAGAUUGGCUUUAUAGAGAGCACAACGCAGCUGCCCCUCUUUGGCUACACUGUGUACGUAGUGCUGAGAGUGAGUAAGCUGGUCCUCCCUGGACCAGUCCUCCUGGGGCUGAACCGCCAGCACCUUGUCCUUAUGGACCCCAGCUCUCAGAAACUCUGCUGCUCUGUCGCCCUAAAAGACCUGAAGCGGCUCCACCUGCUGAGCCCACUGGAGGAGGAUGGGCCCCCCGGCCUAGAACUCAAUUAUGGCCCUGUUGACAACCCCCAGACCAUCUGGCUGGAGCUGCCACAGGCCCAGGAGCUGCAGCACACCAUUGUCUUCCUGCUGGGCAGCAUGUCCACUCAGUGGCCAGGUCUCCUCUGAGGAGAGUGGAGAUAAGGCAGCGGCCUCUCACCGGGCAGUCUGCUUUGGUCCUGCUCUGAAACUGCAGCACAACCGCUCCACGUGGAGGCCAUAAGGCAGAGUUGUGACGUCACCCGGGAGAAUAAGGAGCCACAUUCUCUCUGAGGUGGACUGCAACAGGAGUUGGGGCUGUGGAACUGGGCGUGGGCGUUUGCUGGCUCCAGGGAAAAUGCCCACCCAGCUCCAAAGCUGCACAAGUAAAACACCCAAGAAAA